Molecule: messenger RNA, 5654 nt
Organism: Synchiropus splendidus (mandarinfish)
Lineage: Eukaryota; Metazoa; Chordata; Actinopteri; Syngnathiformes; Callionymidae
Gene: nanog
Product: nanog homeobox
Exons: 4
Coding region: 4109-5461 (450 amino acids)
Biological process (GO): regulation of transcription by RNA polymerase II; cell differentiation
Cellular component (GO): nucleus
Molecular function (GO): RNA polymerase II cis-regulatory region sequence-specific DNA binding; DNA-binding transcription factor activity, RNA polymerase II-specific
Source: RefSeq, a predicted model, not a curated record
GAGUUCCUGUGUCAUGUCAGCCAUGUUGAUAACAACUGUAAAUGACUGUUAUGGUUGAAAGACGUGUCCUCGAUGUGGGCGGCUAAUAACUUGUCCCAAGUUAUCUACGACUCUUGCCUGGAAACGACGCACAAAGCAGCAGAUGGGAGGACUCUGGAGGACUUAGUCGGCGAAACCUACCCGAUUCGCAAUGGAACGUAUGAUAUUGUUAAGCUAAUAGUGAGAUUGACGGACCCUGAGCGCCUCUGCGGUCAGCAUGUGGGACAGAACCGGCAAGAGACCCAUGUGAGGAGCGUUAAAGAGACAGGACCUCGGAAUCUGCAGCCUAGUGCGCUCUACGUGGACGGGAGGAUGUACUACAACAACAAUGCUCGGCACAGGACACACAAGCUCCUGGCUGCUGUUUAUUUCCCUGCUGUAUUCUGUGCUCGAGUUCUAAAAAAUGUUGGCUACUCGGGAAAAGCUGACUACUGUCCUUGUGAUUAGACUGGUAUGGUAACAUGUGCAGAAAGUCAAAUCUACUUUGAUUCGAUUAGAAAUUUAAAUGGAAGGUUUAACACUAGAUGGAUUACGGUCUUGAAAUUGACAUUACAUUUUGGCUAUUACAGUUUGGUUUUCAGACAAGAAUCACUAUGUCGGUGAAUUUUUAAUCGUCGCCACUCUCUGACAACUUAAGUACAAAAAAACACUUUAAUUGCUUUGAAAGGUGGGAUUGCUUUGUUAGAGAAGAGCCUGAGAUCAAAUGAAAUAAAGCCAUUGAGUACAGUAAUCUAGAUUUCUGGACGGAUCUAAGAAAACAACAUCAAGGAAGAGUGCUGAACCUUUCAGCUAGAGCAUAUCCACUUGGCCCAUUUCAGUUUAAACAGCAAGUAGUGUUCUAUGCAUUUGGGAAUCCAUAUCUCAAAUACAUUGUUAAAAAAUCGCGUCAACAGGAAUUUUCUGCCACUGCUUGAUCAAAUUAGUAGAGAAGGUAGGAAGGUCUCCUCUCAGUUGAUCGGUGCUAAUGACAAUCUACACUGCUUAAACUAACAGUAAACUGUACUCAUGUUCUUUUCCCCUAAGUUAAAUGUCCUUUUUCCGUAUGACUUGACAAAUGAAUUUAUUGGGAAUUUGAAAAAGCCACAAUUACAAGUAAAACUCUCACAGGAACCCAUGGCAUGGUACUUCCAAAUUUCUUGUUUUAUUAAUGGGUUGCAAAUAUUCAAAGUUACAACUUUUGUCUUCAAAAUGACACCCUAGAAAAGCCUUGCUAGGCCAGGCAGGCUAAAUCAACUCACCCAACAUUAUUUUCAGCUAUCACAUUACAUUCACAAUCCUCCCCACCGACUUCUUUUCCAAAAAAAAAAAAAAAAAAAAAGUUGUUUAACCCUGAAAUAAAACAUGGAUACAGUUAUGAUGCCAUUUUGGCUUCCAGGUUUUCCAAAGAACAUUUGUAACUUGGGCUGGGUCUGGAAACUGCAAGAGAUCUGUUAAUUGACACAACUUUUGCAUCAUAUCAACAUUGAAUAAAUUUGCUAUACUUUUUCACUCUGUUUAGAAAUCUUUAUAUUAUUUACUUACCAACUUCUAACAAGCUCAAAGCUUCAGAUUUAUUAAAAAACUAAAGAUAAAAGAAGGCGGCUGAGUACAUUUCACAUUUCUUCGUUUCUUUCUCUUAAAAAAGUGUAUAGGACUUUGCUCUUCUUUUGUCUGACAUUUUCAUACUUUAUCUUACCUUUGGUCUCUUCUGUACUCCCAAUUGUUUCUGCAAAUGGACUUUUAGUUCACAAGAAGGAAGCAGUACCAUUUGCUCAUCCGGAAAUCCCCAAAGCCACCCACUCAGAUAUGCUGGCUCAACAACAUGUUUCAUUUUCUUAAACUGGAAAAGUCGAGAUUGACUGUUGACUGAUGUCCCUCAUGAACUAGAACCCAUUCAGUUCAUAUGUAACACUGUAUUGAACUUGCCAGUGAUUUAAGAUUUGUUUUUUUCAACUCUAGUUUUUCGUUUUGUUGAUCCUUUCUGCUUUGUCUACUGUAUCUUUGUAUUGGAAUAUACAAACACACAUGACACACAUAUGACUGGCAUGUAAAUAAGGAAAGUUUUUUUUUUUUUUUCAAAAGUGGCAGCCAUAGCUGAAUCAUGUUCUGACAUGAUUUGUUUCAACUGUGGCAACAACCUUCUCAAGUGGUUCAUUUAAGCUAGAGAGUAACCUGAGAGAGUAAUUAAAAAGUUGAAUGAUCACUUUGUGGUCACUUAGAGGGAUUUGGUUUACGCUUCAAAGUUACUGCUUCUAUUUUGUUUGAAAAUGUAUUAACCUGAGGGUCUCAUUACUCAUUGUAAUCACUGAAAAGAUUUAUCAGAAGUUCAUAAUAAUAAAAAACCCUUUACAUACUUGAAAUGUAAUGUGUAUGUAAAUAAAUAUUUCCACAUUAACUGUGAUAUGUGUCCUCUCAAUAUCUCAUAUUUCAGGAUGACAAUACAGUAUUGCUGAAAGGUGGUUAAACAUGAAGGUUAGAAAUGGUUGCCGUGAUUUUAGAGCGAGCUUAAAGAAAAUACAAAAGAGGCCUUUAAAUACAUUGAACUGUCACUUGAAUGUCAUUUGUUGAUGCUGUGUAUACGGCUUAUGUGUUUGUGACUGAUCCCAGAACCAAAGUGAAGGAAUACAUUUACAGAAUUCAGACAAUGAUGAAAGACAAUGAACACAAAAUCAAACCCAUUACUAACAUAAACUGCAAACAUCAGACUCAAUUUGACUGCAUGUGCCCCAGGUCUUACUUUCUGGAGUUAGACAAACUUCAAAUGCCUUCAAUGUCAAUCUGUUGCCAAAGCCAAUCCUCCGACGACAUUCCGAUGCAAAUGACCGCCGUCUCAGCAACAAAACAGUCUGGGAUGGGGAGAAAAUGCUGAUGCACACGUUAAGUUGACCAUUCCCACAUCAUUGAUCCAGUAACUGACUCAUUUGCACGCCAAUUCAGGCGCUGAUCAAACACACAAACAGCUUUUCAGCAGGACAACACAGCUUAAUCUGAACCAUUUUUAUGAAUAGGGUUGCAAAUGUCACAUUUGAUGGACCAACAACAAGCUGAACCCACAGAAGGGGGUUGGGAUGUUUCGUUAGAAGUUGUAAUCUGAGUGUAACUUGUAAAAUCUACCUAAAUCUCACCAGUGUGAUGGAACAACAGGAAUGUAUGUAUUUCAAAGCACCAACAAGAUGACCAACGUAAAGUAAAGUAACCCACAAACUGUAAAACCAAUUCAUCUGAACAUACUUUGCCAACAUAGAUGGAAACAUGAUCACACGUCAACACAAAUAUUCAUUGUUACACUGAUAUUGAUACACUAUUCCAGUCAUUCAAACAUGCAAACAGAAUCUCAAUUUUAAUUGUGAAGACAAGCCACUUUGUCUAAUCUGCUGUAAAGAAUAGUAGGUUAAACACAAGUACAACAAAGACAUUUAUAAUGUUUGCCAGACCUCCUGGCAUGCAUUUCUAAUAUUGCUCCAUACUUCUUCAUCAUGACAGUUUUUAAGUUUCUUCAAUUUGAUGUGUGUAUUUUUGCAUUGAUUUGUAAUAUUAUUAUUCACAAAUAACUCCUUUCCCUGAAGGAUCUUUCAGCAAGUUAUUUAAAAACAUCAAGUCAAGAAUUGUCCUUCAGAUAUUGAUGUUUUUUAUUCUUUAUCGGACCAAAAAAAACACUAAUGUUCAUGUAUCAACUUCUGAAAGGUACGAUUUUCCAAAACCAUUUCAACAUUUUUCUAGUUUCAUUUUAUUGUAUUAACACAUUUAUUAUUUCCCACCCACCCCAGGAUUGCUUGGAAAUAAUUUAUUUUCCAUGUUAAUUUAUUUUUCUCGCCAUUAUAAAAAAUGAAACAACUUAUUCUUGCUCAGAUGGUUUUCAGCAAAUGAGAUGUGUUUUCUUUUUUUAAGUUAACAUAAUCAAAUAUGGUGAACUCAAUGAAUUCAGGAUACUAAACCAAUGUAAACACAAGAUAUCAAAGUAGGCCACGACAAAAUAAUUUAGAUGUAAAACACUGUGUUUUAACAGACACAAACAUGUUUUUUUCGACCCUGUAAAACUAAUUUAAAUAUCUAGCGGCCGAUUACUGAGACGCGCCGACGCCCUUUAAUUAUGGGUGAAAGACGAUUGGCUGAAAGUCGGACCCCCACUUUACCUGUCCACACCCAGGCACGUCUUGAAAAAGGCCGGGAAAUCGGGCCUCAGUGGGCUUCUCCGCGGCCAGUGCCAUUGGACCGUGCAGCGUACCUCACACGUUCACACGCAUUUGAGCUCAACUGCGGCAUGGCUGACUGGAAGCUUGGCUACAACUACAACGCGUCCUACCAUGCCUACGCUUACGGCUACCUCUACCCACAUGGAGCGGAGCAGAGCGGGAACAUGGCCGGCUGGACCGACAACGAAGUGGUGGACCUGAGCGGCUACAGCUCCGCGGGCUUCUACGCGACUGUAGCCCAACCACCCGAUGAAUCUCCCCCGGAUAGUCCGGAGGUGGACGUGGUCAAUGGUCACUACCAAGCGCCCGGCCAACUGUACCACCCCGAGCAACACCGAACGCCUUACAGCCCGGAAGGGAGCGGGAGGUCCGGGAGCGAUGGAGUGAGCGACUCGGAAGUACACGCUUCUCCCGAGUCAUGGAACUCAACAAGCAGUGGAGAAGGGCACAUCCAGCUCCCAGAUUUCACCUCAUGGACGAGGAAGCGACACGACGAUGAGGUCAGCAGCAUCAGUAGCAGCAGCAGUGGUGGGAGUCCGGAGACCAGAGAGAUUCCAAGCUCGAUCACGCUGGCGCCUCAAACGCUCCCCCCAAACCAUGAUGACACAGUCAACUACACCCCACCUCAAAUACCCGUCUCUGUGCCAAAGAAGAAGGGCAACACUUCUUCUAAAGUGAAGGCACGUGUGUCUUUCACCGAGAGUCAGAUGAACACUCUUGGUCAGUGCUUCAGUGUGCAGAGAUACCUCACCCCAGCCGAGAUGAAGAACAUCGCCGAGCUGACUGGGCUCACUUACAAACAGGUGAAAACCUGGUUUCAAAACCGGAGGAUGAAGCUGAAGAGACACCAGAGAGACAAUGGCUGGUUGUCCGAGCGAUCCAUGGCAAACAAGGAUGGACAGGUUCGUGGAACGGUCAUCGCCAGUGUCCAAAAUCCUCUUCAAAAUGUAAAUUAUCAAGGUGAAGCCAAGCCAGAGCAGAAAACUCAUUUCAACCAACACACAAUGCCAAUGGCACAGAACGUCGCCCUCUAUCUGGCUGCCAUGGGAAACACAAAUGGACCUGCUGGAUACCCCUCAUGGCCCAUGGGCUCGCUCCAGACUGGAGUGCCACCAAAAGCCCAGACCCCUACUUGGCAUAUGGCCCCUGGACUACACCAUUUCGACCACAACCACAGUGCUUUCAGCACAACAGGCCAUGUUUCCGAACCAGGCAAAACGGCAGAAUCUGUGAGCAGCCCUUGUGUAUAGGCAUGUGGCGACAAGCAUUUAUGUAAAUGUUGUUUAUACUCUCUUCUACACUUACCCUCAUUUGACAUAGUGCAUUUUUCAGACUGGGUGUAAUUAAGAUUUUAUUCAGUCUUGUUUUUGAAAGUUUUUACCCUAUUUUUAUAUGCAAAUGCUAACCAUGUUCUGUUCUUUGCACUUAUUGAAGGUUCCAGCU